CCUAUGGCAAGUAUAGCACAUCUACUAUACCGCCAGAAUCGUCUGCCACAGUGGUGACUGGGCUAUCAAUCGCGAACUGAGGUCUUUUCAGUUCAACCGAUAACUGCUAUAAAUACUUGUAACGGUCGAUUCUGGUAGUAGAUAGCGCUUUAUGUGACCAGAAACAACCAAGCCUAGACAAUGCUGAUGUGUUGCCAAAAAGCACGACGCAGCUGUCCAUGGACGAACAAAAGCAGCAUGUUUAGCCAUAAUAGUUUUCAUUGAAAAGUUGUUUGUUUAUGAGCAAUACUUCGUCCUAUGUAUGUAUUUAGAUGUUGACAAUAAUGGUUACUUAGAUGAAAGAGACUUUGCUUGCUUAGCUCUCAGGGCAACUAUCAUAGAAGGUAAAGGUGAAUUUGUAUACGGUAAACUACAGGAGAAUCAACAUAUCAUGCUGAGUUUAUGGGAAGAAAUUGCCGAGUUAGCAGAUUUUAAUAAGGACGGCAAGAUCACAGUUGACGAGUUCAAACAGGCUGUGCAACAGUGUUGCUUGGGAAAGCGCUAUGAAGAUUUUCCGCAAGCGAUGAAGAUGUUUAUCGACUCCAAUUUCAAGAUGGUGGAUCUCAACGACGAUGGCGUCAUUGCUGCUGAGGAGUACAGGUUUAAUUGUAUCACCAAGUUUCCAAUUGAUGAUGUCGAGAUCGUAGAUGAAGCUUUCAAUAACUUGCUCAAUGAUGAUGACAGGAGACGAGGUGGGUUAACUCUGUCAAGAUACCAAGAGUUAUACGCAGAAUUCCUUGGAAACCCUGAGGAAACUCCAGCCGUUUAUCUCUUCGGUCCACUAUCCGAGUUUUACUUUUAUGAUGGCUUAGACAAUAUAGAAAUUUAGCACUUUCAUACUAUAAUCUACUGAAUAAUAUUUACUUAUUUAUAAUGAUCGAUAUUUUGUAAGAAUAAAUAAUAAACAGCUUUCUUUUUUAUUAUCUA
This is a messenger RNA of Acanthoscelides obtectus, 966 nucleotides long. The record is from the annotation of a GenBank genome assembly. Lineage: Eukaryota; Metazoa; Arthropoda; Insecta; Coleoptera; Chrysomelidae.